Messenger RNA from Melanaphis sacchari, 1686 nucleotides. RefSeq names its product fatty acyl-CoA reductase wat-like. Gene Ontology annotation, cellular component: peroxisome. Lineage: Eukaryota; Metazoa; Arthropoda; Insecta; Hemiptera; Aphididae. Gene Ontology annotation, biological process: long-chain fatty-acyl-CoA metabolic process. The record is from RefSeq and is a predicted model, not a curated record. The transcript has 8 exons. Bases 122 to 1588 code for a protein of 488 amino acids. Gene Ontology annotation, molecular function: alcohol-forming very long-chain fatty acyl-CoA reductase (NADP+) activity.
UAAAUUUUACGUAUAACUAUUAUGUUUGAUACCAUGGAGGUUUUCAAUCCAGUUCAAGAUCAAAUCCAUUUGACUUCACAGUUGAAAAGUUCGCACGUGUUAUACAACAUAUCUAAAUAAUAUGGACAUGAAUAUAGCCGAAACAUUUAGGGAUGGAACAAUUUUCGUAACUGGAAGUACAGGGUUUUUGGGAAAAUUACUUGUUGAGAAAUUGUUCAGAUCUUGUUCAUUGAAAAAAGUUGCAAUUCUUGUGAGAAGUAAGAAAGGACUUAGUUCAUGUCGAAGAGCUGCAGAUAUAUAUAAUGAAUCAGUUUUUGACUGUCUUCGAAAAGAAAAACCUGACUUUUUAACUAAGAUAAAAAUAAUUGAUGGAGAUUUGGAACAAACCUCACUAGGUUUAUCAUCAGAGGACCAUGAGUGGUUGAUCGAAAAUGGGAAUUUCGUUUUUCACUGUGCCGCAACAGUCAGAUUCAACGAAACUCUUCAGACAGCAACAAAAAUAAAUAUUCUUGGAACAGAUAAUAUUUUAAACCUUGCAACGAAGAUGAGAAAUCUAAAGGGUCUUGUACACGUAUCGACCGCUUAUUCACAUUGUCCGAGGAAUGUAAUUAAGGAAAAAUUCUACCCUGUUUUGAUUACAGUUAAAGAGCUAAAAAAUAUGUCCAUUGAUGAAAUUUCAUGUGCUAACAUUUUAGGAAAUUGGCCUAAUACGUACACAUUUACUAAAGCAAUCGCAGAAAAUUUGAUACUAGAUAAUCACAACCAAUUGCCGAUUUCUAUAUUUCGUCCAUCGAUUAUUGGAUGCACACAGUCAGAACCUUAUCCUGGUUGGUUGGAUACUAUAAAUGGGCCAUCUGGUAUAGUUACUGGAACCAUAACUGGUAUUUUAAGAGCGAUAUGUGUCGACAAGGCUAAAAUAACUGAUAUUAUUCCAGUCGAUUAUACAGUAAACGCAUUAAUCAGUGUUAUGUGGGAUACAGUUAACAGAUAUCAACGUUCAGAACAUACGAAAAAUGUACCAAAAAUAUAUAACUACGUUUCUAGUUUUGAAAGUCCGUUGACAUGGGACAGAUUUAUUAAAGAAAUACGCAACCAUUAUUUUGAAGUUCCUCCACUGAGAUCUGUGUGGUAUUUGUAUGAAAUUUUCUAUACCAAUUUAUUAUUUGGCAUAAUUCUGAAAUUCUGGCUACAUACAGUACCAGCUGCAUUAAUGGAUUUUUUAUUAAUUAUAUGUGGUAAAUCUCCCAAAACGCUGAAGAUGUAUGCAAAAAUAGAAAAAAUGUUGAAUUUGCUUAACGUAUUUACUACUAAACAAUGGUCAUUUGACAAUAAAAAUACCAGGAAACUUUGGUCUAUACUCAGUAAAGAAGAUCGUGACGUGUUUUGGUUUAGCUUAGAAGAAUUCGAUUGGGAAGCCUAUUUAAAAAUCUAUUAUUUUGGAAUCAGAAAAUAUAUACUUCACGAAGACUAUAGCAAUAAAGAGAAGGCUGUAUCGAAAAAUCGAAAAUUAUUCUGGUUGCAUCAAUUGUUCUUUGUUUUAAUUGCUUAUAUCCUAAUACAUUUUUUGUAUUGGAUAUUUGUAAUGUAAUGCAUACCUACCUAUGAUCAAUUGAAAAAUGCAUCAAUCAUACUCCUACAUAUCAUAAUCAUAUAGAAAAACAACUGAUAUUUGAAAAUUUAAAUGAA